CGCGUGCGUUUCCGGUCCCGGCGUCUCCUGGGCUGGUGCUCAGGGCUUCAGGGAGGCUCGUCAGUUCCCUUCCUCAGCGGCGGUGGCGCCUCCAGAACCCCGAAAUGCCUGUUAAAAGGUCACUGAAACUGGAUGAUCAUUUAGAAGAAAAUUCAUCUGGUCCUUCAAAAAUCAGAAAGAGGAGAAGUAUCACAGCUUACUCUCCAACAACUGGAACUUGUCAGAUGAGCCCGUUUUCUUCUCCCACAAGCUCUGAAAAACCGGAGCAUAGAAAUAGACCAUCAAAUGGAAAGAGCAAAAAAUUGGAUCACCUCAGUUUGGCAGAAAGAAAGGGAAGUCCACCAAAAGACGAUGAUGAAUUCAUGGUGGUCUUCUCUAAAGCUGAGAAGUGCACAGAAGAAAUCACAGAGAUAAUGCAGAGCCUGAAGAGCCUACAGGCUUUACAGGGCAACAAGGAGUUUGAAAACCUCAUUGGCACACCUUGUACAUCACGUUUCUUAAAAAGAGAAGUAAAGAAAGCCAAAGAACUACUGACAAAAGUAACAAAACAAAAACUGUUGGAAAAGAAAAAUUCAGGACUUGCUCACCAAGAAUACAUACAAAACAACCACAGUUCACUAAUAUACCAGUUUUUCAUUGUGGAUCAGGAUGUACAAAGCACUCACAGUUUCUUUCUAAGCAGUGUCCUGGAACUUUGAAAUCACUUAUGACAGUUUGACAUUUGCUCUGCCAUGAGCUUGGGCUUCUGGACAUUUCACAGGAUGGGGAAGUAAGCUAGCAAUUUUCCCACUGGAAAGACACGUCUGCACCUCAGUAAGUGAAAGCAUCAUGGACCAUAAACUAGUGACACCUGGAGGCCAACCAGUGGCGAUUGUUCUGAUGCUGACAUAGACAUGGCCCACAGCCACCUCUGCCCGCAGAGUCACCCUCAGCUGGCCAUGUCUUGGUCUGUGUUGUAGAUACCAUGGACUCCGCUUAUUGGGGACCUCUGGUUACUGUGUGCCCAGUGUGAGGGUCAGCGGGUGUCUACAGGAGCACUGGAAGAUAGCUAUUUGCAUUGUCACGAGAAACAAGACACAAAAAUACUAAUUCACUUGCCCAGAGACACUGCCCCUCAGGGUACAGAGGAGGGUUCUGACCAAGGGUCAGCAUGACCCCAGAAGUAGGCUCUCUUGCUGCUGCUUCCAGAAAUAAGGAAAUCACCCAGUCGCCCAGCUGUGGGAACUCGGCGCAACACAGAACCGCGCAGGGUUGCCCCGGUUGUGGCCUGCAGCGAGCAGUGGGUGUGGGGAGGGCGCAGCAGGCAGCUGCGGCCAGUGCGGGGCACAGGCAGGUGCUUCCUGGAGGCGGCAGCCACUCCUCCUAGGGCCAAGGGAGCUGCUUAGUUAGCAUCACCUCUCCACACUUGACCGGGGCCAGCGCGCUGCAGUGCGAAACGUCAGUGUUUAUUUUCUCCCAGUGGAAAGAAACAUCUCUGUAUGUUGGUGCCAGUAGCUUGAUUUUUCAAAUGUUUAGUUUCUUAGAGCUAUUAGAAUGAGGCGCCAUAGUUGAUGUUUAUCAGCUGUUUUGAGAAACGAGGAAGGGGAAAAUUGUAAAACAAAUCAGUGAACCUAAAGAAAUUUUUCCAAAACUCCUGGUCCUGAAGACGUUCUCCAGGGAGUGCUUUUGUCCCUGAGGUCCUUGUCUAUCCAAGGCAAGAUGAGCCUUCAGGCUGGCAUGCGUCCCUGUAGUCCGCAAGGCUGACCAGCCCGCUGUCGUGCUUCCCAGAGGGCUGGGUUUCCUUCAUUCACAGAGGAAGUUGCACCACUAGGUCGUGUAUUUAACUUUCUAAUAAGCACGGAUUACCUGUCAUGUUUAAAUGAAAACUGAAUUCUAGGGGCUGGGGAUUUAGCUCAGCGGCAAAAGC
Messenger RNA from Chinchilla lanigera (long-tailed chinchilla), 1906 nucleotides. It is a transcript of the gene Itgb3bp, whose product is annotated as integrin beta 3 binding protein (beta3-endonexin). Bases 105 to 698 code for a protein of 197 amino acids. Gene Ontology annotation, biological process: regulation of DNA-templated transcription; CENP-A containing chromatin assembly. Gene Ontology annotation, cellular component: nucleoplasm. The transcript has 8 exons. The record is from RefSeq and is a predicted model, not a curated record. Lineage: Eukaryota; Metazoa; Chordata; Mammalia; Rodentia; Chinchillidae.